This is a messenger RNA of Sipha flava (yellow sugarcane aphid), 529 nucleotides long. RefSeq lists its product as uncharacterized. The record is from RefSeq and is a predicted model, not a curated record. Gene Ontology annotation, molecular function: RNA binding. Bases 1 to 429 code for a protein of 142 amino acids. The transcript is spliced from 4 exons. Lineage: Eukaryota; Metazoa; Arthropoda; Insecta; Hemiptera; Aphididae.
AUGUCGAAGUUCCGAGACACGCUCAUGGUGUAUACCGUCGUCCGGAUGGGACAUGUUGGUAAAAAAAAUGUUGAUUCGUGUGUAAAAGAACUAAUAAAUGCAGUUUUUAACAAUUUUCUUCGACACUUACAAGAAAAUCCUAAAUUCUGGUUAAUCAAUGGGUCAGUUGCAGUUGUAUUACUUGGAAUUUUAAAAUCUGGCACUGAAGAAAAAUUGAGAGAUGCCAUAACAUCAGUAGCCAAUUACUUAGUUGAUCCUGACAAUACAAUAUUGAAAAAAGAUAAAGAAAUGUCUGUGUACGAGCAUGCUGGUCUUCAUAUAGUACUCGAAAAGAUUAUUGGCUAUGAUCAAACUCUAGAAAAGAACAAUAAAAAAUCAAAUGUUCAGUUGGCAAUCCAAACCUUAAAAUCACUUUUGGAGCAGAUAUAAUGCAACUAUUACAGAAGCAAACAUGUACUGAUGCUACAAAAUGUUUUGCCACAAAAUUGAAAUCUGUAUUUGAAUUUUAAUAAACAAUUAUUUUAACAUA